CAUACUCCCAUGAUAAAUCACUAUAAUGCAACCUAGAUACUUUGACAAACUAUGGAUCUUACCACUUUGUCUUGGACAACUUGUUUCUUUAUGUAUUACUGGGACUAGUUCAGCCUCAUCAGCACUAUGGCAACAUUAUCAAGUCAAUAUUCCUUUUACUCAAAACGCAUUCAUGUAUGGAUUGCUGGCGAUUAUUUAUGGAUCUUAUCAAUAUUACUGCGGACAAAGAAUCAUCAAUAAUAACAAGUAUCACCACAAUAGCAAUGUCACAUCUACAGCAACAUCAAUGCAACAUGAUUCAACCAGUCGUACUCAACCUAGACAUUCUCUUUUCGCAGUACUCGGAUUUUCUAUUGUUGAUGUCCAAGCCAAUGUCUUAGCUGUGAUUGCCUUCAAAAAUACAUCUGUAUUAUCAGCUUUGAUUAUCUCUUCUUGGACAUUACCAUGCAUCAUGUUAUUAUCAGCACAUUUCCUCAAGACAAGAUAUCAACCAAUACACUUUUUCGGUGUGUCUCUCUGUUUACUAGGGUUAUCUUUAUUGAUAUGGGGCGAUACCAUGACAACAAGAGAUGAUUCUCCCAUUGCGGAUCAUAGUUGGAUAGGUGAUCUUAUUUGUUUGAUCAGUGCAACUUUAUACGCCAUUAGCAAUGUGACAGAAGAAUACUUGGUUCAUUAUUUUUCUACUUCUGGAUUUUUGAGUCGGAUUGGAUUGGUUGGGAUGAUUCAAAGUGGUAUGCUGGCAUAUUACUUUGAAUACGAUACUUUGGUAACUAUCUCUUGGUCAUGGCACAUUGUGACCCUGGUUUCCAUCUAUGUGAUCUGUCUUUUUUCCAUGUACUCCUUGAUUCCUAUGAUUUAUCGAUUGUAUGGGGCUACUUUUGUUAGUAUGAGUUUGAUGACAAGUAACUUUUACUCUCUAUUGAUUGGCCUUUUAUUUUUGAAUGCAAAGAUGCCUCCACUUUACCCAUUGGCAUAUCUCUUAGUAAUUGCCGGGGCUACUCUGUACAAUUUGACACAGCCUCCUGUAUAUCAUCAACGUAUUCAAGACUUGUAUGAUCAAGAAUCUCAACCGUUUCUUCAUCAGCCAUUGAAUGCUUCCAUCCAUCGUCAUUCCCCACCAGGCGUAGCUUGAAGUUAUUUUAUACCUGUAGAAUGUUAUUUAUUUAUUUAUUUAGACAUACACUUUUUCUUUUUAUCAUCCUGUAUCUUGAUCAAUAAAAG
Messenger RNA from Halteromyces radiatus, 1221 nucleotides. RefSeq lists its product as uncharacterized. The transcript is spliced from 7 exons. Gene Ontology annotation, cellular component: membrane. The record is from RefSeq and is a predicted model, not a curated record. Lineage: Eukaryota; Fungi; Mucoromycota; Mucoromycetes; Mucorales; Cunninghamellaceae. Gene Ontology annotation, molecular function: transmembrane transporter activity. Gene Ontology annotation, biological process: transmembrane transport. The coding region runs from base 26 to 1132 and encodes 368 amino acids.